Molecule: messenger RNA, 1716 nt
Organism: Balaenoptera ricei (Rice's whale)
Lineage: Eukaryota; Metazoa; Chordata; Mammalia; Artiodactyla; Balaenopteridae
Gene: BTN1A1
Product: butyrophilin subfamily 1 member A1
Exons: 7
Coding region: 54-1634 (526 amino acids)
Biological process (GO): regulation of cytokine production; T cell receptor signaling pathway
Cellular component (GO): external side of plasma membrane
Molecular function (GO): signaling receptor binding
Source: RefSeq, a predicted model, not a curated record
AGCUCCUGACAAACUCGAGUCCGCCAGCAUCUUGCUGCCCACAAAGGUUGGAGAUGGCAGUCUUUCCAAACUCCUGUCUCCCCGGGUGUCUGCUCGUCUUCAUUCUCCUCCAGGUGCCCGAGCUGGAUUCUGCUCCCUUUGACGUGAUUGGACCCCCGGAGCCCAUCCUGGCGGUGGUGGGUGAAGAUGCCGAGCUGCCCUGUCACCUCUCCCCCAACGUGAGCGCCGAGCGCAUGGAGUUGCGGUGGUUCCGAGAGAAGGUCUCUCCCGCGGUGUUCGUGCGCCGGGAAGGGCGAGAGCAGCCCGGAGAGCAGAUGGCCGAGUACCGGGGGAGAGUGACGCUGGUGGAGGACCGCAUCGCGGAGGGGAGCGUCUCUGUGAGGAUACAGGACGUCAAGGCCUCUGAUGAUGGGGAGUACCGAUGCUUUUUCAGGCAGGACGAAAACUACGAAGAGGCCACCGUGCAUCUGAAGGUGGCGGCUCUGGGCUCUGAUCCUCACAUCCACAUGGAAGUUCAAGAGAGUGGAGACAUCUGGCUGGAGUGUACCUCAGUAGGAUGGUACCCAGAGCCCCAGGUACAGUGGCGAACUCCCAAGGGAGAGGAGUUUCCAUCCGUGUCAGAGUCCAGGAACCCUGAUGAAGAAGGUCUGUUCACCGUGGCAGCUUCAGUGAUCAUCAGGGACACCUCCAUGAAGAAUGUAUCCUGCUGUAUCCGGAAUCUCCUUCUCGGCCAAGAGAAAGAAGUAGAGAUUUCUAUACCAGCUCCCUUCUUCCCAAGGCUGACUCCCUGGAUGGUGGCUGUGGCUGUGGUCUUGAUGGUCCUAGGACUUCUCACAAUUGGGUCCAUAUUUUUCACUUGGAGACUAUACAAGGAAAGAUCCAGACAGAAGAGGCAUGAAUUCAGCUCUAAAGAGAAACUCCUGGAAGAGCUCAAAUGGAAAAAGGCCACAUUGCAUGCAGUUGAUGUGACUCUGGAUCCAGAUACCGCCCACCCCCACCUCUUUCUGUAUGAGAAUUCAAAAUCUGUCCGAUUGGAAGAUUCACGUCAGAAACUGCCUGAGAAACCAGAGAGAUUUGACUCCUGGCCUUGUGUGUUGGGUCGUGAGGCCUUCACCUCGGGGAGACAUUACUGGGAGGUGGAGGUGGGAGACAGGACUGACUGGGCAAUCGGGGUGUGUAGGGAGAACGUGAUGAAGAAAGGAUUUGACCCCAUGACUCCCGAGAAUGGGUUCUGGGCUGUGGAGUUGUAUGGAAAUGGGUACUGGGCGCUCACCCCCCUGCGGACCCCUCUCCCAUUGGCGGGACCCCCCCGCCGAGUUGGGAUCUUCCUGGACUGUGAAUCAGGAGACAUCUGCUUCUACAACAUGACUGAUGGAUCCCAUAUCUAUACUUUCUCUAAUGCCUCUUUCUCAGGCCCCCUCCGGCCCUUCUUCUGCCUGUGGUCCUGUGGUAAAAAGCCCCUGACCAUCUGCCCAAUCACUGAUGGGCUUGAGGGAGUCACAGUAGUUGCUGAUCCCAAGGACCUUUCUAAGGACAUCCCACUCUCGCCCAUGGGGCAGGACUCUGCCUCUGGGGAUACAGACACCCUCCAUUCUAAACUGAUCCCUCCCCAGCCCAGCCAACGGGUACCUUAAGGAAUACCCCAGCUCAACCGUUUCCCUUCGCUCUUACCCCCUUCUCUAUCAUCCCCUGGGGCUUCAUCUGCCAGCUGUACCC